AUCCGUGUCUUCCGCUUCCUUCUGCGCCAUAUUAUAGUGAGACAGCAGAUACACGGUCGCAGUGAUUAUUUCUUGUCAGUUUAUCACAAAAUUCUGUAACAUCAAAGAUCGCAAUGCUGUCCAGUGCUUAUUAUGGUGAGAAUGAGCGAAUGAAGGAAUUUCAUUACGCUGGCCCCACUGAGCACAAGUUUUCACCCUAUGCUUUUAACGGAGGUACUGUAUUAGCUCUCGCUGGUGAUGAUUUUGCCAUUGUUGCCUCUGACACACGUCUAAGUGAAGGAUACUCCAUCCAUAGCAGAGAGUCUCCAAAAUGCUACAAACUAACUGACACUACUGUGAUUGGCUGCAGUGGAUUUCAUGGAGAUUGUCUGACACUGACCAAAAUAAUUGAUGCUCGAUUAAAGAUGUACAAGCAUGCAAACAACAAGACAAUGACAAGUGGAGCAAUUGCUGCUAUGCUCUCUACCAUUCUGUACUCACGACGUUUUUUCCCAUACUAUGUUUAUAAUAUCAUUGGUGGACUGGAUGAAGAAGGAAAGGGAGCAGUGUAUAGUUUUGACCCUGUUGGCUCAUAUCAAAGAGACCAGUACAAAGCUGGAGGCUCUGCAAGUGCCAUGCUACAACCCCUUCUUGACAAUCAGAUUGGAUUCAAGAACAUGGAAAAUGUGCAGCAAGUACCAUUGACAAAAGAGAAGGCCAUUCAGCUAGUUAAGGAUGUCUUCAUUUCUGCUGCAGAAAGAGAUGUCUACACAGGUGAUGCCCUAAAAAUCUGCAUUGUCACAAAGGAUGGUAUCACAGAAGAAACCAUUCCUCUUCGGAAAGAUUGAUUCCCCCCACCCCUCAUUAUAUGCUUUUUCAGUUAUUUUUGAGUUUUCGUAAAUAAAUUUUAUAACAAACAUGGUCAGAACUGA
Molecule: messenger RNA, 911 nt
Organism: Erpetoichthys calabaricus (reedfish)
Lineage: Eukaryota; Metazoa; Chordata; Cladistia; Polypteriformes; Polypteridae
Gene: psmb1
Product: proteasome 20S subunit beta 1
Exons: 6
Coding region: 114-827 (237 amino acids)
Cellular component (GO): proteasome core complex
Source: RefSeq, a predicted model, not a curated record